CCCAGACGCGGAGAAAAUGGCGGCAGGGGUCGAAGCGGCGGCCGAGGUGGCGACGACGGAGACCAAAAUGGAGGAGGAGAGCGGCGCGCCCGGCGUGCCAAGCGGCAACGGGGCUCCGGGCCCGAAGGGUGAAGGAGAGCGACCUCCUCAGAAUGAGAAGAGGAAGGAGAAAAACAUAAAAAGAGGAGGCAAUCGCUUUGAGCCAUAUGCCAAUCCAACUAAAAGAUACAGAGCCUUCAUUACAAACAUACCUUUUGAUGUGAAAUGCCAGUCACUUAAAGACCUGGUUAAAGAAAAAGUUGGUGAGGUAACAUACGUGGAGCUCUUAAUGGACGCUGAAGGAAAGUCAAGGGGAUGUGCCGUUGUUGAAUUCAAGAUGGAAGAAAGCAUGAAAAAAGCUGCCGAAGUUCUAAACAAGCAUAGUCUGAGUGGAAGACCACUGAAAGUCAAAGAAGAUCCUGAUGGUGAACAUGCCAGGAGAGCAAUGCAAAAGGCUGGAAGACUUGGAAGCACAGUAUUUGUAGCAAAUCUGGAUUAUAAAGUUGGCUGGAAGAAACUGAAGGAAGUAUUUAUACUAAAUACCAUACUGGCUGGUGUGGUGGUCUGAGCAGACAUUCUUGAGGAUAAAGAUGGAAAGAGUCGUGGAAUAGGCACUGUUACUUUUGAACAGUCCAUUGAAGCUGUGCAGGCUAUAUCUAUGUUUAAUGGUCAACUGCUAUUUGAUAGACCAAUGCACGUGAAAAUGGAUGAGAGGGCCUUACCAAAGGGAGACUUUUUCCCUCCUGAGCGUCCACAGCAACUUCCCCAUGGACUUGGUGGUAUUGGCAUGGGGUUAGGCCCAGGAGGACAGCCUAUUGAUGCCAAUCACCUGAAUAAAGGCAUUGGCAUGGGAAACACAGGACCCGCAGGAAUGGGAAUGGAAGGCAUAGGAUUUGGAAUAAAUAAAAUGGGAGGCAUGGAGGGACCUUUUGGUGGUGGUAUGGAAAACAUGGGUCGAUUUGGAUCAGGGAUGAACAUGGGCAGAAUAAAUGGUGGAGGUGGAGGCAGUGUCCCUGGGAUCGAGAGGAUGGGCCCUGGCAUCGACCGCAUUGGGGGUGCCGGCAUGGAGCGCAUGGGCGCAGGCCUGGGCCAUGGCAUGGAUCGUGUGGGCUCUGAGAUCGAGCGUAUGGGCCUGGUCAUGGACCGCAUGGGCUCCGUUGAGCGCAUGGGCUCCGGCAUCGAGCGCAUGGGUCCACUGGGCCUCGACCACAUGGCCUCCAGCAUCGAGCGCAUGGGCCAGACCAUGGAGCGCAUCGGGUCUGGCGUGGAGCGCAUGGGUGCCGGCAUGGGCUUCGGCUUUGAGCGCAUGGCCGCGCCUAUCGACUGCGUAGGCCAAACCAUUGAGCGCAUGGGCUCUGGUGUGGAGCGAAUGGGCCCUGCCAUCGAGCGGAUGGGCCUGAGCAUGGAGCGCAUGGUGCCCGCAGGCAUGGGGGCUGGCCUGGAGCGCAUGGGCCCUGUGAUGGAUCGCAUGGCCACCGGCCUGGAGCGCAUGGGCGCCAACAACCUGGAGCGCAUGGGCCUGGAGCGAAUGGGCGCCAACAGCCUGGAGCGCAUGGGCGCCAACAGCCUGGAGCGCAUGGGUCCUGCCAUGGGUCCUGCCAUGGGUCCAGCCCUAGGCGCCGGCAUUGAGCGCAUGGGCCUGGCCAUGGGUGGCGGUGGCAGUGCCAGCUUUGACCGCGCCAUCGAGAUGGAGCGUGGCAACUUUGGAGGAAGCUUCGCAGGUUCCUUUGGCGGAGCUGGAGGCCAUGCUCCUGGGGUGGCCAGGAAGGCCUGCCAGAUAUUUGUGAGAAAUCUCCCAUUUGAUUUUACAUGGAAGAUGCUAAAAGACAAAUUCAACGAAUGUGGCCACGUGCUGCAUGCCGACAUCAAGAUGGAGAACGGGAAGUCCAAGGGGUGCGGUGUGGUUAAGUUUGAGUCGCCAGAGGUGGCUGAGAGAGCCUGCCGGAUGAUGAAUGGGAUGAAGCUGAGUGGCCAAGAGAUUGAUGUUCGAAUCGAUAGAAAUGCUUAAGCAGUUGCCU
This is a messenger RNA of Mustela erminea (ermine), 2057 nucleotides long. RefSeq names its product heterogeneous nuclear ribonucleoprotein M-like. Lineage: Eukaryota; Metazoa; Chordata; Mammalia; Carnivora; Mustelidae. Gene Ontology annotation, cellular component: nucleus; post-mRNA release spliceosomal complex; cytoplasm. The transcript has a single exon. Gene Ontology annotation, biological process: alternative mRNA splicing, via spliceosome; regulation of mRNA stability involved in response to oxidative stress. The record is from RefSeq and is a predicted model, not a curated record. Gene Ontology annotation, molecular function: mRNA binding.